Daphnia magna is the source of this 1374-nucleotide messenger RNA. RefSeq names its product alpha-tocopherol transfer protein-like. Bases 362 to 1141 code for a protein of 259 amino acids. The record is from RefSeq and is a predicted model, not a curated record. NCBI's taxonomy places the organism in Eukaryota, Metazoa, Arthropoda, Branchiopoda, Diplostraca, Daphniidae. Gene Ontology annotation, molecular function: phosphatidylinositol bisphosphate binding. The transcript is spliced from 7 exons. Gene Ontology annotation, cellular component: membrane.
ACCCUCCCGUAAGAUAUAUAGUGCUGGUUGAUCGCAUUUAUUGGAGUCAUCUUGUUGCUAGAGUUCUCAGAUCAGUAUCACUCUGUCGUGCUGUUACUGGGAAAGAUCACUUCACUCCCGACCACUUCUCAAUCGACAAAAGUCGCAUUGUUAGGGUCAUCAACUGCAGUCCCCGUGGCUAUCAUUGUUCUCCAAAAGACUCCGGCCGUUAUAAAAGCGCCCUGUAGUUAUCGCCGCGACAGUUAAGGGAUCGCCUCUUAACGGCCGUUCAACAACGCAAUUGCUUAUUCUUACUUGUUGCGGCUGCAUUCUCGUGAAAAUAGGACUGCGACACGGACAUCGGCAACAAACACAAUCGAAAAUGAGCAACAACACGGAAUUCAAAAUACACAACAGCAAUGAGCUUGUAACGAAAUUCCGUUCGCUCAUCAAAGAAUCCAACAUCAACUUCCAGUUAAGCGACGAAUUGCUCAUGUGCUUCAUACAAGCACGCAAAUGCGACUUACACCGAGCUAUGAAGCUGCUCAACAAUUAUUUUAAAGCAAUGAAGAAUUAUCCGGAACUGCUUACCGAUUUGCGCCUUGAGCGUGUUAAACACGUUUUAGUUUCCAAUCAUUUUCUGUUGUCUCCACUUCGGGACCAGCAUGGACAUCGCCUGGCGAUAUUUAACUCGCUUAACUGGGAUAUCCGCGUUUGUAGUUUGGAUGACAUGCUUCGCACGGCAGUAUUUUGCUUUCAAAGAUUGGUCUCCGAGCAAGAAACUCGGUCUAAUGGAGUAGUACUCAUCAUGGAUUUCAAGGGCUUUACGUUUCACCAUUUUACACACGUCACACCAUCUUUCGCGAAGAAAGUAGCAGAUUUCGUGCAGGAUGUGUUACCUAUUCGUCUGAAAGGUAUUCACGUUAUCCACGAACCGCAAGUUGUCAAAUUCCUGGUGGCAAUGGUUUGGCCCUUUCUAACAAACAAAAUUCGCAAUCGGUUGGUUUUCCAUGGUUCGUGCUUCAAAACAUUGCAUCAUCACGUUAAACCUUCUUGCCUACCUAGCAAUUACGAUGGCUGGUUAGGAACACUGGAUUCCAUGAAUUUUUCUCGCGUGUUGUUUGAGAAGGAACAUGCAAAUAUUUUUGAAUGCUUCAAUUAAAAAUAAAAUCUAUUUAAGUUUCUUCAAGGAUGUGUGGAAUUGAAAAAAUCAUACUUUUACUUUCAAUAUUACCUGUCAUGGUUUCAUCGUUUCUGCAAAGCCAAACGUGACAUUUAUCACCACCUAGGGUCCUCGCUGUAUACAUUGCAAUCUCCGGUUAUCUUUAGAUCUAAAUUGUAUUAAUAUUAGACAUAUUCUGUGAAAUAUAAUAAAAUAAAUAACAGUUAAGUUCA